AUGUCAACUAGUAAUUCCCUCUACACUGGCACCCACAUCUCCAUCGGCCCCCACAAGCUGUACCUGCAUCUGCACGGCCCACCCCGCACCACCCAGCCUCUCACUAUUGUCCUCGCCGGCGCCGGCGAUGUUUCUUCCAGCUACACCGCUGUAAUCCGCUUAUUGAGCCCAUUCGCCCCGUGUCUGGUCUACGACCGCACCGGUCUCGGGCGCAGCGAUGCCCCAGACCAAGAUACCAGCUACAAUGCCAGCGCGACUCUCGCCGCAUCAGAACUGCAUACCCUACUUACCAACGCAGAGCUCUCACCACCGUAUAUCCUAGUGGGACACUCAUACGGCGCUAUAAUCGCGAGGGAGUACCUCCACCUUUACUCAGAUGAUAUCAGCGGGAUGGUACUCGUUGAGGGAUCAACAGAACAUCAGUACACACUGUUCGAAGAUAACCCCAACCUGGAUUGUGAUAUUGCUGCCAUACAGGGAGAGAUAAACUUCGCUACGGUGACGGGGUUACGUGAGAAUGCUAAGUUAUCUCGGGAGGAGUGGAGAGAGCGAGCGAGGGAUAUUGCACGGGGAAUGGGGAUGUGGGAGGCUGAGAGGGAGAAUCUGGUGGGGGUUUGUAGAGAGUUGGAGGGGAAGAGGCAGUUACAGGUGCAGGGAGGAGGGUUAGGGGAGAGGCCAUUGUCUGUGGUGGUGGGACGGGGAUGGGAGGAUUAUCAGAGGGUUUAUGAGAGGGGAGUAGAGAUGGGGAAUGGGAGUGACGAGCAGAGAGAGGCGGUUAGAAGGUUCCUGGGGAGAUGUGAGGAGGUGGUGGGGGAGUGGCAGAGGGAACAGUUGAGGUUGUCGAGGAGAGCGAGGUUGGUCGAGGUGGAUUGUGGACAUCAGGUGCAUUUGGUGAGGCCGGAUGUAGUGGUGAAGGAGGUGAGAUGGGUGUUGGAGAUGAUUGAGAGAAGUAGUAAGGCCACCGAGAAAUUCUCAGCAGAGUAUAACUGCGAGACACAGAAGCCUCCCCCCACCAUUCCCAAUCAGGAAACCCCGGGCUUGGCGCCAUCGCAAUUCCAGCGAAAGCGACUUGCUUUUACUGCUUUCUUCUUCUCUUCUUCUCUUCUGCAACUCUCCACUGCCUUUCUGCUACGGCUUCUUCUCUCUUCCUAUCAUCUUCUCACCCUCAUCUUCUUCCGGUUCUCAUUCGCUGCAUCUCCCCUGCUGCGAGAACCCUUCAGAUCCACCUCUCAGUUAAUACGAGAGUUUACAAUAUCUUAA
Molecule: messenger RNA, 1260 nt
Organism: Aspergillus tubingensis
Lineage: Eukaryota; Fungi; Ascomycota; Eurotiomycetes; Eurotiales; Aspergillaceae
Product: alpha/beta hydrolase
Exons: 3
Coding region: 1-1260 (419 amino acids)
Source: RefSeq, a predicted model, not a curated record